AUGAGAGGAGCAGAUUUGUAUACUGACCACUACUUAGUAAGGUAUAAGAUCAGACUCAAACUGGCAAGAAAUAAAAGUGACAAGAAUAAAUGCAAAAGAGAGAGAUAUGACCUAAACAAGCUAAAAUGUAUGGAUAUAAGGAAAAAGUACAAUAUUGAAGUGAGAAACAGAUUCCAAGUACUAGAAGAAGGUAACAUAGAAGAUCCAGUGUUGAAAUAUGAAGGUGCAGUAGAGAUAUACACUGAGGCAGCUAAACAGGUAGUGGGGAGCAGUAAAAAUAUCAGCAAACCAUGGAUAACCAACAAUACAUGGAAAAUAAUUGAUGAAAGAAGAGAAAAUAAAAAUAAAUUAGAAGGAACCAGAUCGGAAAGAUUAAAAGUUAGACUCAAUGAAGAAUACAAGCAGAAAAAUAAAGGGGUUAAGAAAAGUGCCAGAGAGGAUAAAAGGAAGUGGUACAAUAUGAUGGCUGACGAUGCAGAAAAAACAGCAGAAAAUGGCAGAAGCAAAGAGCUUUAUAACAUCACUAAAAUACUUACAGGUGAAAGAAAGAGGCAACACAGAGGAGUAAAAAGUAAAGAAGGAGAACUGAAAAAGGAAGAUGUAGAUAUGGCCGAAAUUAUAAUAGAGGAGAUCGAUCUAGGAGAAUGGACAGUAGCUGAAGUUAGAGCACUGAAGAAGACACAAAAUGGGAAGUCAGCAGGAAUAGAUAGUGUAACACCAGAGCUUAUAAAGGCAGACAUCGACCUUACAGCAGAGAAAAAUGGCAAAAAUAUUUAA
Molecule: messenger RNA, 777 nt
Organism: Mytilus trossulus (common blue mussel)
Lineage: Eukaryota; Metazoa; Mollusca; Bivalvia; Mytilida; Mytilidae
Exons: 2
Coding region: 1-777 (258 amino acids)
Source: RefSeq, a predicted model, not a curated record